This is a messenger RNA of Poeciliopsis prolifica (blackstripe livebearer), 2006 nucleotides long. RefSeq lists its product as uncharacterized. NCBI's taxonomy places the organism in Eukaryota, Metazoa, Chordata, Actinopteri, Cyprinodontiformes, Poeciliidae. The record is from RefSeq and is a predicted model, not a curated record. The transcript has 4 exons. Bases 236 to 814 code for a protein of 192 amino acids.
AAAAGUGAUCGCAUAUGGCCAGGCCGACAAACUCCGGAACUUUGUCGCUGGCAUCUUUAUCCCACAGUACCAUUACCCAUUCCCUGUUGCUCUCUGCUUCACCCAGGUUCUGGUUUCUCUUGUCUUCAUAAAUCUCCUCCAUGCCUUGAGAUUGGUACAUCUCAGACCGUACUCCAGAUCAUUGGGAGAGAGGCUGCUGCUGCCCGCCAUCUGUAACAGCGUUCACGCCGUGCUCAUGACUUGGGCCAAAGCAAGCAGCCCAUACGCAAAUCUCUUCCUCUUCACUGUUCCUCUGCUGCCUCUGCUCACCCUCGGAUUCAGUUUUGCGCUGAAGGUGGCGUCUCUGCCAUCUCACCACUUGUCAGUGUUGAUUUCUAUCCUGAGUGGGAUGUUUGUUGUCAUCACAGCAUCCAAUGGCAUUCCUGUUGUUGAGUCUCUGGAGUAUCUCUACGCGCCUCUCGCUUUGAUUCUCCACAGCCUUUCCCUGAUCAGCUUAGCAAAGGUGUCCGAGUCUGUGCGCCAGCAGCCCUAUGACGUCCAACCCUCUGUUUUUGACAUCUACUACGCUCAACUGGUCAACCAGAGUGGAGUGUUGGCCCUCCUGUGGCUUCUACACCCAGACAAACCCUGGCUGGUGUUGAAAAUGAGCAGCUGGCGCAAUCUGCUCUUCCACGGAUACCUGCUCGCCAUUGUCCUGCUUGGAAUGGUACUCAACUUCCUGGUCUGCACUUCUGCUCUCUGCAUCUCACCAGUCGCGGCUGCCUUGCUAUACUCGGCAAGGUCCAUGGUGCAGCCAUUUUUUCAUCUUCUGUAGUUCCUCUGUAUGGUACAGAAUUCUUGUCUGUCUAUAAGCUAUUACCAAUAUCAAAGAUUGAAGUAGCACUUCUAAAAAAUAAAAAUAAAAAAAAUCACACAAAAAUGUGAAAAGAUUUCAGUCAGGUCAAACGUUUAACAUUAAUCCGGUUAGAAUUGGUUUGAUGUAUAUUUGAUAAGCGUUGAAAGUAAGAGACAUGUUUCCUGUCAUGACAUUAUUUGUUCUAAUUUUGAAAUUAGACAAACUUAACAUGUUAAAUGUCUCUUUUCUAUUAGAUGUAACUAGCUGCACUAAUUUUUCUUUUAAAUCCCUGCGUCAUAAUCAGAUUAAUUUUGCUGGUUGUCGCUAGUGAAAAUGUGUUCACAUAUAACGUGUUCUUCAAGAACCUCAAGAAAAUAGGAAGUAAAAUAUUUCCGAUAUUGUGGUAAUAAGUAAAGUAACAUAGGGUAUAACAGCAUAUCUAAACCAUUCGGAAACUGCUUGAAAUUUCUCUUCUUCAUUUAGUUAUGCACGUUGUGCGCCUUUUCUACAUCUAUUGAUGAAUGCUACCUGUACAGAUUAUCGUAAAUCUUUGGUAAAAAAGCAACACACUUUCUUUUUUGUGCAAAGCUGGAUAUGGAUUUUUCUUAAUUAGAACAAAUUAUUUUAAUAUUAUCGUUUGUAAUUGCAACUCUUAAGCAAAUAUUUUCUUUUUCUUUUUUUUUUGUGCACCUGUGACAUAUUUGAGCAGUAUUUAAGGGAUUAAAGUCCCACAAAUCUAACCGGAUUUCUGCUGAGGUUUUCUGUGAAUGAAUCUGAGAAGCACUUUUUUUUUUCAGAGGAAACAGGAUAAAGAUGAUCAGGGUUGUUUUUUAUUUCGUUUUUUUCACAUUUUUACAUGACACAUAAAAACACAUUUUCAAUCAGUGUUAAAAAAAUAUUUAACUUCAGACCUUUCGCUGAAUGAAUCUCAAACCAGACUUUGGUUUAUCUUGUCCCUGAAUGAUUCUGUGAGCUCGGAUGAAAGGGCACGGCACCUGAUAGGCAGUUAUGAUGCCUCUUAUUAAAGUCUGACGUAAUUUAAUAUAUUGUGUUUUUACUAAUGUAAAUUUAAAUAUGUAUUUUUAUAUAAUUUUAUCAAUUUGCAAGCUUUUUUUUAAGUAGCUAUUUCUGUUCUGUAAAAAUGUGCUGUGCAUGUUUAAUAAAACUGAAA